Parascedosporium putredinis is the source of this 1017-nucleotide messenger RNA. The record is from the annotation of a GenBank genome assembly. Lineage: Eukaryota; Fungi; Ascomycota; Sordariomycetes; Microascales; Microascaceae.
AUGCUAACUCAAAGCGAAGGGUUCAUCGAGGCACGAAGACCGCUGAUAUGGCUGCUGGCCCCCAUUGAUGCCCCUGGCAAAGGUCGCACCCAGCCCAUCACUCGAGCUACCGCUGUCCAGCUAGCAACACCUCCGACGUCUACCGACCGCACCCUAUGGCUCUACGAGCUUUGCCGAUUCUUGAUUUCGCAAUGCAACAGCCUUAUUCCAGAAAAGCCUAGUCAGCUCGAGCCCAAUACCGAAACGCAAGUUUCUGCGGGAGGGCCGGCACCCUCUAUGAACUUCACGCGCAAUCAAACCACCCAAAACCUUGAAGAUCUACAAUCUACCGAGGAUGACAGCGGCGUUGGCAGAACGAACACCAGGCGCCACAUCCGGAGUAGCCCAUCGACUGGGAGUGCUGUUACCACUGUAGUCGAAGCAGAUGAGGAUGAAGGUGCGGAGCUUGCGGCAAAAACACGGGCGAUGCACAUUUCUUCAACCACCCCCGUGGAGCUACUCCUGGAGGAGGAGCCUGAUGCCGAGGAGGUUCCGGUUAUCGUCGAGGACUCCGUGAUGCAAGAAUCCACCCAGGACAUAGAGGCUAAACUAGAGGAGGCUGAAAAAGGUGCGGAGAAGCCUAUUGCCGCAGAAACCGCUGAACCCGCGCUGCUUGGUACUAAGCCUGCCUCUGAGGGAACCCAGGAACCAACAUCGUCCCACGCGCCCCAGGUUGAAGAGGUGGUCAAUUCGCCGAGCACCGCAAGCGGUGAACAAGCCUUUUCGGCAAAGGAAAAUGUCUCUACAGAGACCGCCGAAGAAGACAGUGCUUCGGUAGAUUCCGCUGCCCCGACGGAGGACGCCAAGCCCGCCGAUGGACAAGAAGCGUCGACCACUGGCCCGGAUUCCGAAACUGGUAUCUCUGCUCCUCCUGAAGAGUCUCCAACGGCAGCAGAAGAAGGACCGACUCCUACCGAGACUGGAGUUGAUGUACCUGAAGGCGCCGAUCAGAAGCCAGCAGAGAAAAAGACUGCGUGA